GCGAUUUUAUAUUUAUUGGAGCCGUUGCAGUCCGUUGAAGUUGAACGCGUAUUCCUUAUUUGGCUUCCUUAGUCGGUUCAGUCACGAGAAGGUGCUUGCGAAAAAGACGACACAUCAGAUUCAACAUGAGCUACUACGAUCAUCAGCAACAACCACCAGUGGGUGUUCCUCCUCCACAGGGGUAUCCACCAAAGGAUGCUUAUCCACCUCCAGGGUACCCUCCAGCACAAGGGUACCCACCACCAGGGUACCCCCAACCAGGGUAUCCUCCACAACAAGCGUAUGCUCCACAGUAUGCUCAACAACCUCCACCUAGACAAGAAGCUGGUUUUCUUGAAGGAUGUUUAGCGGCACUAUGCUGCUGUUGCCUAUUGGACGCGUGUUUUUGAGGUCUGAAGAAUAAAUAAGAUUUGGAUGAUUGAGGGCUGACUCACAUCUUUCAUCAGCUUUAUUUGUGAAUUAGCAUUAAUCUGUUUAGGGUGUCAUUAUUAUUCGUAGAAUAUCUUUUUCAUUCAGAAUGUGUGAUCUACUACCACUAUACUAUGACUCUGAUCAAAUCACCAAAGUGUAUGGAUUCUUUAGUAGUUUGGUCAAUUCAGUAUCGGCUUAGUUUUCCCAUUGAUUCCAUUGAA
This is a messenger RNA of Arachis stenosperma, 632 nucleotides long. Its product is annotated as protein CYSTEINE-RICH TRANSMEMBRANE MODULE 13-like. The transcript is spliced from 4 exons. Bases 126 to 389 code for a protein of 87 amino acids. The record is from RefSeq and is a predicted model, not a curated record. Gene Ontology annotation, cellular component: plasma membrane. Lineage: Eukaryota; Viridiplantae; Streptophyta; Magnoliopsida; Fabales; Fabaceae.